Molecule: messenger RNA, 1169 nt
Organism: Lotus japonicus
Lineage: Eukaryota; Viridiplantae; Streptophyta; Magnoliopsida; Fabales; Fabaceae
Exons: 1
Coding region: 64-912 (282 amino acids)
Cellular component (GO): cytoplasm; eukaryotic translation initiation factor 3 complex
Molecular function (GO): RNA binding; translation initiation factor activity
Source: RefSeq, a predicted model, not a curated record
UUCAUAAAGUGUUUCAGUCCAAUAUCAAGAACAAGAGGCCCACUUUGACAAAAAAAAUAAAACAUGUUGCAGCAACAGGCUCAGGGGAAACUCCGGUGGGGUGAAUUGGACGACGACGACGGCGGCGAGGAUCUCGACUUCCUGUUACCGCCGCUUCAGGUCACACUUCCCGACGAGAACGGCAUCAAGAAGGCUAUUGAGUACAAGUUCAACGACGACGGCAACAAGGUCAAAAUCACAACCACCACCCGCACACGCAAGCUCGCCGAUGCUCAUCUCAGCAAACGCGCCGUCGAGCGCCGGUCAUGGCUCAAAUUCGGCGACGCCGUUCAGGAAGAUGUCGGCGCCCGCCUCACCAUGGUCUCCACUGAAGAGAUCCUCCUCGAACGCCCUAAGCCUCUUGGUGCUAAGACGGAGGAGCCAACGGCUGCUUCAAAAGGCGGCGCUGUUCUCAUGGUCUGCAGGACGUGUCGGAAGGAAGGUGAGCAUUGGACUGCCCGGUGUCCCCUCAAGGACCUUGCUGCGCAAUCUGAUGACACUGCCGAUAAGCUUCCGGCGGCGUCGGCGUCGGCCGGAGGAGCAGCGUCGACGUACGUGCCUCCUGGGAUGAGACCGGGUGCGGAGAGGAGCACUGGCUCCGACAUGCGGCGCAGGAACGAUGAGAAUUCCGUGAGAGUGACCAACCUCUCGGAGGAGACGAGGGAGUUUGAUUUGAUGGAGCUUUUCCGUCCCUUUGGUGCUGUGAGUAGAGUCUAUGUUGCCAUUGAUCAGAAGACAGGUGAGAGCAGGGGUUUUGGGUUUGUGAAUUUUGUUAGCAGGGAAGAUGCACAGAGAGCAAUCAACAAACUCAAUGGAUAUGGCUAUGAUAAUCUAAUCCUUAGAGUUGAAUGGGCAACCCCUAGGGCUACCUAAGUAAAUAGAUACUAGUGUUUGCGCGAUUUAGAGCCCGAUUUUGAAGGCCUAUUUAGUUUCCUGUAAUCUGAGCCCUUGCAAUCUGUUUGCUAUGAGGUGCAACUUCACUAGUAAGAUACAUGGUUUUGAAAUUUCUAUUUACAUUUGCUAUUGUUCGCGAUGAUGGUUGUUGAAUAGGUCAAUGUUAUAUUGCACAUUUGCAUCCUUAUUUUUGCUCAUGGUGCUAUUGUGAUGGAUACUUUAGUUUUUUUCUCUUA